UGUAAAUAUAGCCCUGUAUGUCUACAGCUGGAAAAGACAGUUUAGAUUGUGAAUUGAGUAGCCAGGCACAGUCCCCACUGACCCAGAACGUGACAGCAGUGGAGGGUGGAACCGCAACGCUCACCUGCAAGGUGGAUCAGAAUGACAACACCUCCCUCCAGUGGUCGAACCCAGCACAGCAGACCCUCUACUUCGACGACAAGAAAGCUCUACGGGACCACCGGAUCGAGCUCGUACGAUCUUCCUGGCAUGAACUCAGCAUCAACAUCAGUGACAUCACGCUGUCAGACGAGGGCCAAUACACGUGCUCUCUCUUCACCAUGCCCGUCAAGACUGCCAAAGCCUUUCUCACGGUGCUGGGUGUUCCUCAAACUCCAGUAAUCAGCAGCUUCAAAGGCCCAGUGAACGAGGGUGACGUGGUGGAGCUGACCUGUACCACAAUAGGCAGUAAACCGGCUGCUCACAUCAGAUGGUUCAAGGGCGACACCGAGAUCGAAGGUGUGCCCUCUACGAAAGAGCCUGACUCCAAGGGGAAGACGUUCACUGUCCGUAGCACCCUGAGGCUCCCAGUGGAUCGAGAUGAUGAUGGUGUGGCCGUGAGGUGUAGCGUGGACCACGAAUCACUCAGAUCAGCGCCACAGGUGGCCACACAAAUCCUGAACAUUCAGUAUGUACCUUCAGUGAAGAUUGAUUUCUCCAGGAACUUUGCCCGGGAGGGAGACGAGCUGAGAUUGGAGUGUCAAGCAAUUGGAAAUCCAGAGCCGGAAGCUGUGAAAUGGAAGAAGGAUGGUGCUGAGCUUCCUGAUCCGGACAGAAUGAUUGUGGAGGGGAACGUCCUGAUCAUCAGCGCCCUGAACAAAACCGACAACGGCACCUACUAUUGCGAAGCAGCCAACACCAUGGGCCACAACAGUGCCGAGUAUAUUCUCUUUGUAUAUGAUGCUCCCAUCAUCCUGUCUCCCACCAUCAACAUUCCUUCCUCCCGUCCCGUUAGGACAGGGACAACCCCUGUCACCAUAGCAACCAGCACCACCAAACCUGGCAAAGGUUCCGGGGCGCGAGCCUCGGUGAGGUCCUCGCCCCCGACCGGCCCGGCUCAAGAUCCCAGUGCCCUGGCGGGUCAGUCUGGUCCGGACCAUGCCGUGAUCGGAGGAGUUGUGGCUGUCGUUGUCUUCGUCACCUUGUGUUUGACCAUUGUCCUUGGCCGUUACCUGGCGCGACAUAAAGGAACGUACCUGACCAAUGAGGCAAAGGGAGCUGAAGAUGCACCAGACGCUGACACAGCCAUCAUCAACGCUGAGGGCAGCCAGGCCAAUGCCGAGGAGAAGAAAGAGUACUUUAUCUGAUCACCCCCAGCACCUCCCUCAUCAUCUUCUCUCUCCUAACAUCUGCCCCAAAACUGCUUCAUCAUCUUCUCUCUCUCCUGACAUCUGCCUCAAUUGUCCCAAAACUGCCUCAAAAUCUUCCAUAUCUGCCCCGACCUCUGCUCUAACAUCCGCCCCAGCAUCUCAGCUGUCCCAACAUCUGCCCCUUUAUCUGCCCCAGCAAGUGUAGCUGCUCCUAACUCCUGUCCCAACACCUACUCCAACGACUAUCCCAACGGUUCCUGAAUACGACUCUUAGAGACUGGCUGCAAGUGGCUGAUUCAGCCAGUCCUACCCGGUGAAGGGGUAUCAGACCUCUCAUCCCUCCCCUCUAGCCACUGUCCUUCACCUGUUGCUCUCCCUUCCCUCCCCUCCCCUCCCCUCUUCCAUCACCUCCUCCCCACAUUUGCGUGUAUCAGUGAUUACCCGAGCCGCGUUCGGUGUGGCAGCCCCCACCCCCAUCACCAUCACUGUCCGAAGGUCUUGCACUAGCCACAGACACAUGGUGGACGCAAUCACUGGCUGCCGGUCGAUACUGCAGACUGUUCUGGAGGGCUGUGAACGAUUCCGAGAUAAGCUGGGUGAGAGGAGGGCAGGUGUUCUGGGGUCUGCUCCCUCACCCUCACCCCUCCUCCCUAACACCCUCUCCAUUCAGGGUCACAGCCAGUCAGUGCAGCCAGGUGCUAGUGCAGGCAAAGGGGAGCAUGUUGCUGCUGGUUUGCCAGCUUCCCGUGGGAUUUAUGAACCUCUCAUCAUCUUCACAGUACCCCCACCAUCCAUUGUUGGCCUACCCUCCUCUACGAGAGUCUGUCCAAAUGUUUACUCUCAAACCUGAAGCACAAAUAACUGGAGUGAAAGGUUUCUGCCAGUGAGGGUGUGUGUGCACACUAGUGAGAUUGGGGUUGGUGUGUACACAGUAGUGAUAUUGGUGUUGGUAUGUAUACACUUUAAUAUGUGGGUGGGUGGCAAAUACUGGUGAGAGUGUGUGUGAGUGUGCACACACUAGUGAGGUUUGGAUGGGUGUGCAAACACGUGAAAGUUUGGAUGUGUGUACAUACUGGUGAAAGUAUAGAUGUGUGUGCAAACACUAGUGAAUGUGUGGUGUGUGUGCUCAUUCCAGUGAGAUUGUGGUGUGUGUGCAAACACCACUGAAUGGGUGUGUGUGCACACACUAGUGGGAGUGGAUGUGUACACACUAGUGAGAUUGGGGUGAGAGUGCAUUCUGGAGUGUGAUUGGGGUGGGUGGACUCAUCCUAAUGUAAGUGUGGGUGUGUGUGCAUGCACCAGAGAGAUUGGGGUUAGUGUGCAUACACUAGUGUUAUAGGGGUGGGUGUGUACACACUAGUGAGGUUGGGGUGGGUGUGCACACAUUAGUGGAAGUGUGGAUGGGUGUGUACCCACUAGUGAGAUUGGGGUAGGUGUGCACAUGCUAGUGAAAGUGUGGGUAUGUGUGUAUUCCUUAGUAAGAUUGGGAUGGGUGUGCACACACUAAUGAAAAUGUGGGUGGGUAUGUACACACUAACAAGGUUAGUACACACACUAGGACAGUGUGGAAAGGCGCUAUUUUCACAGACUAGUGAAAAUGUGGGUGAUUUUCACACAGUAGUGAGAUUGGGUGCGUAUGUGUGUACAUCAGUGAAAUUGUGGAUGGGUGUGCACACACCAGUAAAGGUGAGCUUACAGUGAGGUGGCGUACAUAUUGGUGAGUGUGUGCAAUAGUGAAGGUGAGAGUGCACACUACUGAGAGUGUGCAUAGUGAGAGUGAGUGUGCAUGCGCACGCUGCCUGACACCAUCGUAAGUGUGUGAGCUGUAGUGUGAGUGGGUGUGUCCCUGUCUGUUGGUGUCCAGAAGUCAGACAAAGGCCAGGCCAGGAAAAGCAGUGACAUGGAAGGUCACUUUGGGGAGAAUGGGUCAGAAGGUCAGAUGGGUGAAGUUGCUGGAAUGUGAUGCGAUGACAGUGCUAAUGUUGCGACAGCUGCAUUGGAUGGCGAUAGCACUAGGCCAUAGGCUGAAUGAGCCCUUUUAUUUCAGCCUCCCUCCUCACCUGCCUGCACCCUAGGGUGUUACUGGCAGAUGGUGACUCCCCAUUCCUUGGUCCUCCCCACCGGAGAUAUCUCUGAGCCCACCCUUCUAGUCUCACCCUGUACCCAGCCUGACCUGCCCUGCCCCGCAGAGUUACUGAGGUAGGACGUCCCCCUUGCCUGCACUGUGGAGACUAAUGGGUUAAAUUCUGGGUAUGUGGACAGAGCCCCACCCCUCAGUGACCAGGGGUGUGAGGAGAAAUGGUCCCUCAGCCGCAACCCCUUGCUGGCGGCUGCAGAAUUGCAUCACCUUCGACAGGGGUCUGCACAACUGGAUUUCGUGCCGCCAGUAUUGCAGGGCUGCAACUUCACCCUCCGCCAACAGCUGCAACACUGCAACUGCAUUUCCACCUUCCCCAGCGGCUGCACAACUGUAGCUCCAUCCUGCACCGGCAACUGCAAUUUGCAGCUCUACCCUCUCCGCCCUCUGUCAACACCAACACCAUCUCUGCCCACUGAAGCCGCAUGAUUGCAUCCCCAGUAUCUGCAGUUCCCCGCAUCAACAGCAGCAAUGGUGCAAUUGCCUCCACGUCAGCUGCAAGCCGCGGGGGCCGGAGCCCCGCACUGCGGCGGGUCGCUGUCGAACCAUUCAGGACAAAUCUCCAUGCAAUAUUGUAUCAGGUGGAUGUGUACAUGUCACAAAUCUGGGACUGCCG
This is a messenger RNA of Hypanus sabinus (Atlantic stingray), 4102 nucleotides long. Its product is annotated as cell adhesion molecule 2-like. Bases 18 to 1346 code for a protein of 442 amino acids. Lineage: Eukaryota; Metazoa; Chordata; Chondrichthyes; Myliobatiformes; Dasyatidae. The transcript is spliced from 11 exons. The record is from RefSeq and is a predicted model, not a curated record.